Messenger RNA from Pongo pygmaeus (Bornean orangutan), 5125 nucleotides. It is a transcript of the gene JAK3, whose product is annotated as Janus kinase 3. The record is from RefSeq and is a predicted model, not a curated record. Gene Ontology annotation, molecular function: growth hormone receptor binding; non-membrane spanning protein tyrosine kinase activity; ATP binding. Gene Ontology annotation, cellular component: membrane; cytoskeleton; cytosol. Bases 106 to 3480 code for a protein of 1124 amino acids. The transcript is spliced from 24 exons. Lineage: Eukaryota; Metazoa; Chordata; Mammalia; Primates; Hominidae. Gene Ontology annotation, biological process: regulation of apoptotic process; intracellular signal transduction; cytokine-mediated signaling pathway.
GGGCCCACACAGGAAGGAGCCGAGUGGGACUUUCCUCUCGCUGCCUCCCAGCUCUGCCCUCCCUUCGAAGGCCCAGGGUCCCUGCCCGCUAGGCAAGUUGCACUCAUGGCACCUCCAAGUGAAGAGACGCCCCUGAUCCCUCAGCGUUCAUGCAGCCUCUUGUCCACGGAGGCUGGUGCCCUGCAUGUGCUGCUGCCCGCUCGGGGCCCCGGGCCCCCCCAGCGCCUAUCUUUCUCCUUUGGGGACCACUUGGCUGAGGACCUGUGCGUGCAGGCUGCCAAGGCCAGCGGCAUCCUGCCUGUGUACCACUCCCUCUUUGCUCUGGCCACGGAGGACCUGUCCUGCUGGUUCCCCCCGAGCCACAUCUUUUCAGUGGAGGAUGCCAGCACCCAAGUCCUGCUCUACAGGAUUCGCUUUUACUUCCCCAAUUGGUUUGGGCUGGAGAAGUGCCACCGCUUUGGGCUACGCAAGGAUUUGGCCAGCGCUAUCCUUGACCUGCCAGUCCUGGAGCACCUCUUUGCCCAGCACCGCAGUGACCUGGUGAGUGGGCGCCUCCCCGUGGGCCUCAGUCUCAAAGAGCAGGGUGAGUGUCUCAGCCUGGCCGUGCUGGACCUGGCCCGGAUGGCGCGAGAGCAGUCCCAGCGGCUGGGAGAGCUGCUGAAGACUAUCAGCUACAAGGCCUGCCUACCCCCAAGCCUGCGCGACCUGAUCCAGGGCCUGAGCUUCGUGACGCGGAGGCGUAUUCGGAGGACGGUGCGCAGGGCCCUGCGCCGCGUGGCCGCCUGCCAGGCAGACCGGCACUCGCUCAUGGCCAAGUACAUCAUGGACCUGGAGCGGCUGGAUCCAGCCGGGGCCGCCGAGACCUUCCACGUGGGCCUCCCUGGGGCCCUUGGUGGCCAGGACGGGCUAGGGCUGCUCCGCGUGGCUGGGGACAGCGGCAUCUCCUGGACCCAGGGAGAACAGGAGGUCCUCCAGCCCUUCUGCGACUUUCCAGAAAUCGUAGACAUUAGCAUCAAGCAGGCCCCGCGCGUUGGCCCGGCCGGGGAGCACCGCCUGGUCACUCUUACCAGGACAGACAACCAGAUUUUGGAGGCCGAGUUCCCAGGGCUGCCCGAGGCUCUGUCGUUCGUGGCGCUCGUGGACGGCUACUUCCGGCUGACCACGGACUCCCAGCACUUCUUCUGCAAGGAGGUGGCACCGCCGAGGCUGCUGGAGGAAGUGGCCGAGCAGUGCCACGGCCCCAUCACUCUGGACUUUGCCAUCAACAAGCUUAAGACUGGGGGCUCACAUCCUGGCUCCUAUGUUCUCCGCCGCAGCCCCCAGGACUUUGACAGCUUCCUCCUCACUGUCUGUGUCCAGACCCCCCUUGGUCCUGAUUAUAAGGGCUGCCUCAUCCGGCGCAGCCCCACAGGAACCUUCCUUCUGGUUGGCCUCAGCCGACCCCACAGCAGUCUUCGAGAGCUCCUGGCAACAUGCUGGGAUGGGGGGCUGCACGUAGAUGGGGUGGCAGUGACCCUCACCUCCUGCUGUAUCCCCAGACCCAAAGAAAAGUCCAACCUGAUCGUGGUCCAGAGAGGUCACAGCCCACCCACAUCAUCCUUGGUUCAGCCCCAAUCCCAAUACCAGCUGAGUCAGAUGACAUUUCACAAGAUCCCUGCUGACAGCCUGGAGUGGCAUGAGAACCUGGGCCAUGGGUCCUUCACCAAGAUUUACCGGGGCUGUCGCCAUGAGGUGGUGGAUGGGGAGGCCCGAAAGACAGAGGUGCUGCUGAAGGUGAUGGAUGCUAAGCACAAGAACUGCAUGGAGUCAUUCCUGGAAGCAGCGAGCUUGAUGAGCCAAGUGUCGUACCGGCAUCUCGUGCUGCUCCACGGCGUGUGCAUGGCUGGAGACAGCACCAUGGUGCAGGAAUUUGUACACCUGGGGGCGAUAGACAUGUAUCUUCGAAAACGUGGCCACCUGGUGCCAGCCAGCUGGAAGCUGCAGGUGGUCAAACAGCUGGCCUACGCCCUCAACUAUCUGGAGGACAAAGGCCUCCCCCAUGGCAAUGUCUCUGCCCGGAAGGUGCUCCUGGCUCGGGAGGGGGCUGAUGGGAGCCCGCCCUUCAUCAAGCUGAGUGACCCUGGGGUCAGCCCCGCUGUGUUAAGCCUGGAGAUGCUCACUGACAGGAUCCCCUGGGUGGCCCCCGAGUGUCUCCGGGAGGCCCAGACACUUAGCUUGGAAGCUGACAAGUGGGGCUUCGGCGCCACGGUCUGGGAAGUGUUUAGUGGCGUCACCAUGCCCAUCAGCGCCCUGGAUCCUGCUAAGAAACUCCAAUUUUAUGAGGACCAGCAGCAGCUGCCGGCCCCCAAGUGGACAGAGCUGGCCCUGCUGAUUCAACAGUGCAUGGCCUAUGAGCCAGUCCAGAGGCCCUCCUUCCGAGCCGUCAUUCGUGACCUAAAUAGCCUCAUCUCUUCAGACUAUGAGCUCCUCUCAGACCCCACACCUGGAGCCCUGGCACCUCGUGAUGGGCUGUGGAAUGGUGCCCAGCUCUAUGCCUGCCAAGACCCCACGAUCUUUGAGGAGAGACACCUCAAGUACAUCUCACAGCUGGGCAAGGGCAACUUUGGCAGCGUGGAGCUGUGCCGCUAUGACCCGCUAGGUGACAAUACAGGUGCCCUGGUGGCCGUGAAACAGCUGCAGCACAGCGGGCCAGACCAGCAGAGGGACUUUCAGCGGGAGAUUCAGAUCCUCAAAGCACUGCACAGUGAUUUCAUUGUCAAGUAUCGUGGUGUCAGCUACGGCCCGGGCCGCCAGAGCCUGCGGCUGGUCAUGGAGUACCUGCCCAGCGGCUGCUUGCGCGACUUCCUGCAGCGGCACCGUGCGCGCCUCGAUGCCAGCCGCCUCCUUCUCUAUUCCUCACAGAUCUGCAAGGGCAUGGAGUACCUAGGCUCCCGCCGCUGCGUGCACCGCGACCUGGCCGCCCGAAACAUCCUCGUGGAGAGCGAGGCACACGUCAAGAUCGCUGACUUCGGCCUAGCUAAGCUGCUGCCGCUUGACAAAGACUACUACGUCGUCCGCGAGCCGGGCCAGAGCCCCAUUUUCUGGUAUGCCCCCGAAUCCCUCUCGGACAAUAUCUUCUCUCGCCAGUCAGACGUCUGGAGCUUUGGGGUCGUCCUGUACGAGCUCUUCACCUACUGCGACAAAAGCUGCAGUCCCUCGGCCGAGUUCCUGCGGAUGAUGGGAUGUGAGCGGGAUGUCCCCGCCCUCUGCCGCCUCCUGGAACUGCUGGAGGAGGGCCAGAGGCUGCCGGCGCCUCCUGCCUGCCCUGCAGAGGUUCACGAGCUCAUGAAGCUGUGCUGGGCCCCUAGCCCACAGGACCGGCCAUCAUUCAGCACCCUGGGCCCCCAGCUGGACAUGCUGUGGAGCGGAAGCCGGGGGUGUGAGACUCAUGCCUUCACUGCUCACCCAGAGGGCAAACCCCACUCCCUGUCCUUUUUAUAGCUCCUGCCCGCAGACCUCUGGAUUAGGUCUCUGUUGACUGGCUGUGUGACCUUAGGCAGGGAGCUGUCCCUCUCUGGGCCUCAGAGGCCUUAUGAAGGUCCUCUACUUCAGGAACACCCCCAUGACAUUGCAUUUGGGGGGCUCCCGUGGCUUGUAGAAUAGCCUGUGGCCUUUGCAAUUUGUUAAGGUUCAAGACAGAUGGGCAGAUGUGUCAGUGGGGCUCUCUGAGUCCUGGCCCAAAGAAGCAAGGAACUCUCGCAUCUUCCCAUCCCCUCAAGCCCUGGCCCCCUGAGUUUCCUUUUCUCUCUCUCUCUUUUUAUUUUUUUACUUUUACUUUUAUUUUUAUUUUUGAGACAGAGCCUCCCUCUGUUACCCAGGGUGGAGUGCAGUGGUGCGAUCUUGGCUCAGUGCAACCUCUGCUUCCCAGGUUCAAGCGAUUCUCCUGCCUCAGCCUCCCGAGUAGCUGGGAUUACAGGUGUGCACCACCACACCGGCUAUUUUUUUUUAUUUUUAGUAGAGAUGAGGUUUCACCAUGAUGGCCAGGCUGAUCUCGAACUCCUGACCUCAAGUGAUCCUCCCACCUCAGCCUCCCAAAGUGUUGGAAUAAUAGGCAAGAGCCACCGCACCUGGGCUUUUAUUUUUUUUAAUUUAUUAUUAUUAUUUUUAAGAGACAGGAUCUUGCUAUGUUGCCCAGGCUGGUCUUGAACUCCUGGGCUACAGUGAUCCUCCUGCUUCAUCCUCCCAAACAGCUGGGACUACGGGCACCUAGUUUUGAGUUUCCUGUCUUAUUUCCAAUGGGGACAUUCAUGUAGCUUUGAAUGUAUGAUCUGACUUCUGCUCCCCAAUCUCUGUUUCUCUGGAGGAAGCCAAGGACAAGAGCAGUUGCUGUUUCUGGGACUCUGCCUUUUAGGGGAGCCCGUGUAUCUCUUUGGGAUCCUGUAAGGGGGCAGGAGAGGCUGGGGUCCCAGUCCACCCUAAUGGUACCUGAGUGUCCUAGGGCUUCAGUUUUCCCACCUGUCCAAUGGGACCCUUUCUGUCCUCACCCUACAAGGGGCACAAAGGGAUGACACCAAACCUGGCAGGAACUUUUCACGCAAUCAAGGGAAGGAAAGGCAUUCCUGGCAGAGGGAACAGCAUGCCAAGUGUGAGAAGGCUCAGAGUAAGGAGGUUAAGAGCCCAAGUAUUGGAGCCUACAGUUUUGCCCUUUCCACGCAGUGUGACAGUGGGCAAGUUCCUUUCCCUCUCUGGGUCUCAGUUCUGUCCCCUGCAAAAUGGUCAGAGCUUACUCCUUGGCUGUGCAGGGUCAACUUUCUGACUGGCGAGAGGGAUUCUUAUGCAGGCUAAGCUUCUGCUGCUCCUCCUCACCUACCUGCAAAGCUUUUCUGCCACUUUUGCCUCCUUGGAAGACUCUCAUCCAUCUCUCAAAACUCCAGCUACCACAUCCUUGCAGCCUUCCCUCAUAUACCCCCACCACUACUGUAGCCCUGUCCUUCCCUCCAGCCCCACUUUGACCCUGGGGCUGGGGAAGUGUCUGUGUCCAGCUGUCUCCCCUGACCUCAGGGUUCCUUGGGGGCCGGGCCGAGGCCUCAACACAGAGGGGGCUCUGGGAGUGUUUGUUGACUGAAUAAAGGAAUUCAGUAGAAAA